CCGCAACUGAAGCUUCAUUCACAUCAACGAUAUUGGGUUAUUUCUACUUGUGUUGGAUUGAGUUGCUUGUCGGUUGUUGUUUAUCUUUGUUAUGUGUAGAUGGUUUGAUUGAUUGUAUUGAAUUAUCCUUCUAUGUUAUGAUUGCAUGUACUUUGCUUAAUUCAAUUCAAGCUCACCAAAUGUUGGAUGAAAUGUAUCAAUCAUUUGUAGUCUAUUUAUUGAAAACAAAAUCGGUUAUUUAGAUUUUUAAACUUCUCUUUUUUAUGUUGAGUCCAUGUAAAUAUUAAUUAAUAUGAUUUAUCAUGCUUUUCUAAAUUUUCUUAUUAUCUAUCUUUUGCUGAAGUAGAAACAAAAUAUUAGUGUACUUAAUAAUCUGGGAAGAUUAUCAUAUAUUGAAAGAUGUGCUGCAUGCAUCUUGAUCAGCAUCCACAAUCUAACACCAAGUUUGGUUUCCUAUGAAUCAGACUUCCUUCAAAGUUCAAACACAUAAUGUGUGUCCAAAUCAUUUAGGUAUUAUUCCUAACAAUUCAUGUGUUCUUGCUGGCAAGUUCUCAUCAGAAUCUUAAGGAAUUGUUACAAUCAUUUAAGCAUAUAUUGACAUUGUUACAAAUCAAAUAACUUGGAAAACAUGAUAAGACAUUUUACCAUAAGAUAUUUGUAGAUUUAUCUGCCGUGUCAUCUUGAAUUAUAUUUGUUUAGACAAUGUGACAUUACAAGCAAAUCAAUAUGGAAAAAGGUCUAUUGGUAACUUGAUAACAGAUGACUUGUAUUUUAUGAAAAUUACAUGUUAGUAACAUAAAUGAGCUUUAGCUUUCAAGGAUUAUUUCAAGAUAUUAUUUUAAUUGUUACUACAUUUUUGCAGGGACCACUAGGAAAAACACCAAAUUACCCAUUUCAACUGAUGCUCAAUUGAGAACAAUGCGAAAGGGAUCUGACGACCAUCUUGUUCUAAACAUCGAGUCUGGGUCUGAUCAUUCAAUUGCAGCAAAGUCUGAUGCUAAAGAUAUGCAGUGGUAGGUGUUUUGUCCCAGUCUCAAGCCGACAAUUCUUUUUGAGUGUAACUAGUAGAAGUCUAGUGAAAAUACUGAAGAAGUAUGACAAGAGAACAGGAGCACUUAUCAGGCAGCCCUUCAUCGAAAAGGUGCCGCAGCAGCCAUUCUUUACAACUGAUCUCCUAUACAAACUCGUGAAGGAGUGUGUGGCUAUGCUCGACCACCUCUUCCCCAGCAACAACCUGUCAAUUUUAGCAGAAUGCGACGGACAAAAUGGAGUGCCAAAGCCGGCAUAAUCAGGUGGGAGGGUUCCAGAGUUGGAGGAGAUUAAAUAUAUGCAGAGCUUAUACAUGAAGAGCACCGUAGCAGCGCUGCGGUCCUUGAAACAGAUUAGGAGCAAAAGUUCA
Messenger RNA from Zingiber officinale, 1399 nucleotides. Its product is annotated as SPX domain-containing protein 1-like. Bases 995 to 1288 code for a protein of 97 amino acids. The record is from RefSeq and is a predicted model, not a curated record. The transcript has 3 exons. Gene Ontology annotation, biological process: cellular response to phosphate starvation. NCBI's taxonomy places the organism in Eukaryota, Viridiplantae, Streptophyta, Magnoliopsida, Zingiberales, Zingiberaceae.